Messenger RNA from Helianthus annuus (common sunflower), 969 nucleotides. Its product is annotated as BAG family molecular chaperone regulator 6. Lineage: Eukaryota; Viridiplantae; Streptophyta; Magnoliopsida; Asterales; Asteraceae. Gene Ontology annotation, molecular function: protein-folding chaperone binding. The record is from RefSeq and is a predicted model, not a curated record. The coding region runs from base 1 to 969 and encodes 322 amino acids. The transcript has a single exon. Gene Ontology annotation, cellular component: plasmodesma. Gene Ontology annotation, biological process: protein folding.
AUGAUGAACGAUCCGUUUUUCAGAAAACAACAGCCAUGGAGCUUUUCCCGAUCCGUUCCGGUUCAACAAGCACAACAAAAAUCGUCACCAAAAGUCGUUUCUGUGCCGGUCCACUUUGUCUCAUCCAAUCAACCACCAACCACAAUAUCGAAGUUAAAGGAUUCAGCAGUUCUUAACAUCCAGAAACUCUUCAGAGGCUUUCUGGUGAGGAAGAGCGUGAAGAAGAUCGCUUCUAUCAGAAACGAGGUUUACGAUAUUGAACGAAGAAUUGACGAUACGGAAGUUGUUAGUUUAAUUCGUAGGGAUGCGAAGGAGAGGCUGAGGGUGAAUGAAACCCUAAUGUCUUUGCUUUUCAAAUUGGAUUCCAUUCGCGGUGUUGAUUGUGGCAUUAGGGAUUUGAGGAAAGCUGUAACUAAGAAAGCAAUUGGAUUACAGGAGAAGGUGGAUUCAAUUGAUCACCAAACCCUAGAUUCAAAUUCACCUGGUGAAAUUGAUUCUCCUGAUAAUGUUCGUACAAGUACAUUAGAUCAAGCCACAGAAGCCGCCUCUAAUUCUGUUGAUGACAGAGUUGAAAAUCAUGAAGCGAUUGGGGACGAUAAAGAUGUAAAGGAAGUUGUUGAGAAUUGUAAUCCUGGUGAAGAUGUAAUUGGUGAAGUGGAAGCUAUGGAAACUAGUCCUGUUGUAAAUAUGACUCAUUUUGGGGGAAAAGAUGAUGAUGCUGCAGAGAAACACAAUUGUGCGGAUUAUUCCGAAGGAAACAGAGUAAUAUUAGAGGAUCUGAGGGGUGAUAAUGAGAAGAUUAUGAAGAUGAUGAGUCAGAUAUCUGAGAGGAAUGAGAUGCAGAUGCGGAUGAUUAACUCGUUAAGUCGAAGAGUGGAGCAGCUGGAGAAGGCUGAGAAGCAAAGAAUGAAGAAGAAAACACAUGCUUCUCUAAGGAGAAAGAGAGAUGUAGAUAGUUUGUGUAUUUGA